GAGACAAUGAUGUCACCUGCAUCCUGGGGUAUUUCUGGAGGAUCAAGUGCCUUGUGGAGAAAUUUUACUAAUCAAGCAGGUGGAAAAUAAUUUAUGGUUUCCAAGAAGAGUGCCCAACACUAGAGACUGAUCUGAAAAGCAGUGCUUCAGAGUAGCUGCAGAAUGUCUGAGAACACCAACCCUCAGGAUAAUACCCUCAAUGCUCCAAAUGCACCUGCACAAACUGGACCUACUACACCACGCAAGGGGCCCCCCAAGUUCAAGCAAAGGCAAACAAGACAGUUCAAGAGCAAGCCCCCUAAGAAAGGAGUAAAAGGUUUUGGAGAUGAUAUUCCUGGAAUGGAGGGACUUGGAACAGAUAUUACAGUGAUCUGCCCCUGGGAAGCUUUCAGUCAUCUGGAGCUGCACGAGUUGGCACAGUUUGGAAUCAUCUAAUCCACUAGAAUUCUUGUCACCCCUGAGUCGCGGAACAGCAUUUAUCACCUGUGACACAUUUUCAUCUCUCCAUUCAAAUUCUGACCUUGAACAGAAUAUGUGGCUUUGUUGGUAUGAACUGACUCUGAGCAAUUUUCUUCUCAGGUUAACUUUGCAAGAAAUUAGAAAAGGAUGUUAAAGAUCCAACCUGGUCCAUGAUCUUGAAAGAUUCUAACAUUUGCCUGUGAAAUACCCUGUGCUUUUUUUCUCCCUAAAAUUCCUCACAUAUGCAGUCUUAAACUGUUGACUAGAAUUCCUUUGUGCAUAAAAUCCUCAUAAGUACAUUUCUAACUGCCUAUUGUGCCAGGAAGACUCAGAGGCCAUGGAAGGGAAGUAAUAGAAAGAAAAGGAACACUGAACAAUCAUAACCACAGGUUUGUCAGUAUAACUAUUAUGUUCCUGUUGCUCUAAUACUACAUAUAAAAGCAUUACAUUUUAAUGUAUCUCUUCUUACAUCUUUUCAUAAAGCUUUCCUCAGCAGGGAAGAAACUACUUACAAGGAAGCUAUCUUAUCUUAUGGAGGUGGGAGUACUCAAGGGCACUCUUUACCUUUUUUUUUUUCCUGGAAUCAAUCACAGAAAACCAAUUUCCCAAAUAAAUGUUCACUUUAUAACUAAGUUCUGACUAACUCAAGGCUUAUACUUCAUUUCUUCAUGGAUUUAUUUGGCACAUGUUUGUUAAUAAAAUACAGAAGAAUUUUAAUCAAUCUUUAAGAAUUGCCUAUUCUGAGAUUCAAAAAUACAACUGCUUUCUAUUUUCAUUGACUGUAGAAUGUAAUGAAUUUCCAUGCAAAAUUAAUCCACUGUUAACAUCUAUUUUUUUCAAAGAACCAUAUAUAAUACAAAUGACAUCUCUUCUAUAUAGUCAAAUUCAUAUCACAUUGUCAUUAAUAAAGAUGUAUAGUCUACUGUAAGAGUCAAAGUGGUGUAGUUGUUAAGAGUGACGGGCUCUAAUCUGAAUAACCAGGUUUGAUUCCCCACUGCUCCACAUGGGCCUGCUGGAUGACUUUGGGCUAGUAACAGCUCUCUCAAAACUGUCUUACCUCCACUUACCUCACAAGGUGCCUGUGGGGAGCGGGAGGGAAGGUGAUUGUAAGCUGCUUUGAGACUCCUUAAAGGCAGAGAAAAGCAGGGUAUAAACAACAACUCUUCAACUCCUCUUCUUAACCACACCUGUACAGUAGAAGGCAGUUCUGUGAUGUUCACAUAAUAAGAUGUACAUGUAUACAGAGGGGAUGCAUUUUCCCCCCUUCACUCAUGUAUUCCCAAGGAAGUUAUGAGGAAUCAAGCAGAUGGUUAUUGCAGUAUGUGAGAAAAUCCAGUAGAUUGCAUACAACUAAGAGCAUACUUUGUAGAGUGGUUUGUUCCCUUCUCCCCUCCCUCCCUAUCUCACCACAUAAUUCCCAGUCUGUUUUUUGGGGGGACUGACAGUUCAGCUCAGAUGAAAUGGCCCUGCAAAAGUGUAGGAUGAAUCCUUGCUUCUUGAUCCAGCAAAGGUGUUGAGAAGGAAGGACCGUGUAGAGAAUCUACUAUAUGAAAUUCAAAAUGGUGGAUGUUAUUUUAUUAACGUUAUUCUUCUGAGCUCAAACCACUGUAUCUUGUUACUGGGAAAGUUAUUUUCCCCUUACGCUACACUUCAUUAAAUGCCAUUAAAACAGAAGUCUCACCUCUUCAGCUUAAGAGGAGACUCCUUGUUAAUGGCUCUGCUUCUAUAUUUCUGUUAGCCAGAUGCUAACUAUACACGCAGGAAAAAAUAUUCCACAGUUCUUAAGUACUGGAAACAGCAGGAAUUGUUUCACAGCCAUUAAGCCUAAUAAAGUAUGCAGAAAUGUUUUUUCAUGUAAUUUUGCUCCCCAUUGACAUAAUCUUUAUUUUUACAGUCAUGAAUUCUGUAUCUCAAAUUUUGAUUGUAACAUAAUUUAAUUUUUAAAAGUGUCAUGUGUCUCUCCAUUUUCAAUUGCAUUUUCUUGUCUGUUACCCACCUUUUGGAAAUGUGCCCAUUUUCUUCAUGCUUUCUUUAAAACUCCUAGUGUUAUAUGCUAUAUAUUCCUCUGCUUUUGAGUUCUAUCUUUUUUCUAUUGUGUUUCCAAGCAGAUUACUUGGAAGUAAAUCUCAUUUAUGAACAGAGCAUAUGUGUUCUUUGGUGGUAGUCUUUCUGCAAAAAAAGUGGGGGUCUCAAUCUUUACUCUCAGUCACUCACAACAGAACUGAAUAACUACCCCAGUUUUUAACAUCAUAGUCAAAAAAAGGAUAUUAUGCUAACCAUCUAUCUGUUUUUGCCUUUCCAGAUAAUACAGAUCCAGAUUUUAUUCUUAGAACUUUACUUAUCUUGUCCCAGCACUAAAAGUGCAGUAUUUUAAAAUAAUGAGAGUAGAAAUGCUCCAGCACCAAAGCGAGAAAUGUAUAGAUGUCAAGAUGUAAACCAGAUACAUUCUUAAAAGCAAAAGAUUUAUGAAAUCACUGUUGUGGAACCAAUAAUCUUGAUAGUUUUGCUUUGGAAGGCUAAGACUACAAUCCUAUGCACACUUACCUCAAAGUAAGUUUCAUUGACAAACAGUGGUAUUUACUUCUAAGAAACACCGCAGGCUCAGACUGCUGAAGUCAAACAGUUGGGAAAGACUCAGGCUUUAUACUACUAAAAGCAUGAAUGAAAACAUGGAUAAUACAGGCACUAGCCAAUAGGAUUCCACAGACUGCUCAUAAUCAUAACUGACAGAGAAAUCAAAAAACUCUCUCGAACCACAUUUUUCAGGGGAUAAGGUACUGUAAGUGAUAGGAAAAUACAAUAUUCCCACACAGCUUGUUUAAAAUACAGUGUUGUUUGGGAAAGGUCCUGAGGGCAAGAGUGUGCAUUUCCCAGUACACAAAUGAAAGGACAAAGAGAAUGCAUUUAUCUUCUGGGGCUUAUUUCCCAUCUUGGAGGGGUUGGGGGUGUGGGGAUGAUGUGGGGUAAAUACAGCAGGGGAUAAUUAACAAACUUUUCGCCAGCCAAACACCUCAGCAAAUGUCUCUCCGAAUUCUGCUUUGCAGCCUAUAAUGCAACCCAUGUGCUUGGGCACCUCAUUGUGCUUUCUAGCAUGUUGCACUGACACUAAUUUCCGGCAUGGGAUACUGCCUCAAAGCAAAAUUGAAAUACUUUUCAGAUCCUCGAAUUGGCACAUUUCCUGCAACAUAUUUAAUAGUGUAUCAUUCAUAAGGCCUCACCACCAGCUAAUAAUUCCUCAUUGAAGCAUUCUUUCAGUGACAGGCGAAGAGAAGAUUAGUAAUACCAUGUCUUUGUCUAUGGAAUAUUUUAUAAGAUCCAUGCUUCUAUAGCACUAAUAACAGAAAAUGAAAUUUGUAUCAUACAACAACAGAAGAACUAUUUAAAAAUGUGUCAAAUGGUCCUAUUGCUUACCUUCCAUUACAUGUAUGUCUUCAUUCUUUUAAUACAAAAUUUUAAAAAGAAAAUAAAAAUAUUUAACAUGCUGGA
Sphaerodactylus townsendi is the source of this 3945-nucleotide messenger RNA. RefSeq names its product phosphodiesterase 6H (gene PDE6H). Lineage: Eukaryota; Metazoa; Chordata; Lepidosauria; Squamata; Sphaerodactylidae. Gene Ontology annotation, cellular component: photoreceptor outer segment membrane. Gene Ontology annotation, biological process: positive regulation of epidermal growth factor receptor signaling pathway; visual perception; positive regulation of G protein-coupled receptor signaling pathway. The record is from RefSeq and is a predicted model, not a curated record. Bases 163 to 435 code for a protein of 90 amino acids. Gene Ontology annotation, molecular function: cGMP binding; 3',5'-cyclic-nucleotide phosphodiesterase activity. The transcript has 4 exons.